UCAAAAUAAGAAUAUCAAUGAAUUUCGAUAAACAAAGGUGAAAGAACGAUUUACACCGGUACACAAAAAUAUUUGAAACAAUUUAUUGCAUUGUAAUUUUUUCUUAUGCUAUAAGUGUAAGAGUCAUAAAUAAUAAUGGCUAACGAUCCUGAAAGAUUCGAUUCCAUGUUGCUGGCAAUGGCUCAGCAGCACGAAGGAGGAGUUAAAGAGUUAUUGGACACAAUUGUGGCUUUCUUAGCAAGAAAAACUGAUUUCUUCACUGGUGGCAAAGAAGGAGACUGGCAAAAGGUAGUGAAAGACACUUUCUUUAAAUAUGCAUCUAAAGCCACAGAAGAAGCUAAUAAGAUUAAGAAAGAGAAAGAAGAAGCUGAAAAGAGAUUGAAAGAAAUCAGAGAAAAAAAAGAGCAAGAGCGCCUAGCUAAAGACUUUGAGCCACCAAUUGUUACAGAACUCACUGAUCAAGAGGCAGAGAAAAUGCAAUUGGACAUUGAGAAAGUGAACCAUGAUAAAGCCGAAAAUGGUAGUGGUGACGCUUCGACUAGUGAUGCCCCUCCUACUCCAAUUGAUGAAGAGGAAGAUGAUCCAAAAGAAAAAGGAAAAUUGAAACCUAACUCAGGUAAUGGAUGUGACUUGGAGAAUUACCGAUGGACUCAAACACUAGAAGAAGUUGAGCUGCGUGUACCACUUCGCCAGGUACUCCGACCAAGAGACCUGACUGUCACCAUCAGCAAGCGGCAUCUUAAAGUGGGCAUCAAGGGCCAACCCCUUAUCAUCGACGGAGAGCUGGACGCUGAUGUGAAAGUUGAGGAAUCCACGUGGGUUCUGCAAGAUGGAAGAAAUCUCCUUAUCAAUUUAGAAAAGGUAAACAAAAUGAAUUGGUGGGGCCGACUGGUUUCGACAGAUCCUGAAAUAUCAACUAAGAAGAUAAAUCCAGAACCGUCGAAGCUAUCGGACUUAGAUGGCGAAACCCGUGGAAUGGUGGAGAAGAUGAUGUACGACCAGCGACAGAAGGAGUUGGGUCUGCCUACCAGCGACGAUCAGAAGAAGCAGGACGUUCUGAAGAAAUUUAUGGAGCAACACCCUGAGAUGGACUUUUCAAAGUGCAAGUUCAAUUAGGGAAAGAUAGCGGAAGGAAGGCAGAAGUUUAACAAUAAAGCACACUCACUUUAUAAUUUUGCAUGAGACUUAUUAUAUCUGUUAAGAGUCAGCAAUAUUAUUGUAAAUUAAAACUUUCUUAAAAUGAAAUAAAAGUCAGUGAAUAUGAGUGUUCUUCACGUGUUUGUGUUACAUUGAUUGUACAAAUGUACACAUACUGUACAUUAACAAUGUCUUACAUGUUGUUGAUCCAAGUAACACCUAAAUUUCUGACUGUAAAUUGUAUCCACAAAGUAUAUUACCUCAUUAAUUGUAAUGGUACUUAAUAUAUUCACAAUACUUUUUAGUUCUGAGUAUUUACAAUGGACUCAUCAAUUUACUUUGGCUAAUUGAAUGCGAGAUGCGGUGUUCUCACGCGUUUCUAUCACGAAAUUUCAACCGAAGCUCUUUGUAUUUAUCGCACUCUCUAUUUUGUGUCAUAACUUAUAAAUUUAUCUUUUAAUAUGUUUACGUAGUUAACAGAAGAAAGUUUAUCUGCUUUUAACGAGGUAUAUAUUUUCUUGUUGUGGUUGAUUUGAAAUUGAUAAAAAAAAAGUUACAAGAAGGGCAUUCCGAAAAAUCUAAAGAUUUUGUAUUUUCGACGUAAAUGUUACUUGGUCUUGUCUGUUUUUACAUUUUACGUUGAUCAAGGUUAAAGCUUUCGCUGUGUAAUAAUUAAUAAAGCUGAUACUGAUCUACAAUAAAAGUUAUAUAAACUAUUAAA
Messenger RNA from Leptidea sinapis, 1858 nucleotides. RefSeq names its product nuclear migration protein nudC (gene nudC). The record is from RefSeq and is a predicted model, not a curated record. The transcript is spliced from 8 exons. The coding region runs from base 136 to 1116 and encodes 326 amino acids. Gene Ontology annotation, cellular component: cytoplasm. Lineage: Eukaryota; Metazoa; Arthropoda; Insecta; Lepidoptera; Pieridae. Gene Ontology annotation, biological process: protein folding.